AUGACAGUCUUCGGCUAUACUUUGGCUAUUUUCUGUUUUCACUCUAAAUCUAUUUUUUACGUAAAUAAAACUAUUAAUUUUAAUAAUCUAUUCAAAUUAUAUUUGGAGUUUUUUACUGUCAUAUGUAUAAAUAUAUUUACCUGUAACAAACUUAAAUUUAAGAUAGGUUAAAAAUCUCAUAAUGUUGUCAAGCAUUGUUAAAGAGCACCAAAAUAAACAAGCUGCUAAGAAAGAAUCACAAGAACAAAAACGCAAAGAAGCGGUUCGAGCAGCUAAUAACUUAACACAAGCAUUGGUUGAUCAUCUGAAUGUUCGUGUUGCACAGGCAUAUUUAAACCAGCGAAAAUUAGAUGCCGAAGCUAAACAACUGCAACAAUCAGCAACGGCAUUUGCAAAACAAACACAUUUAUGGUUGAAUUUAGUCGAAUCAUUUUCAAGUGCACUGAAAGAAAUUGGUGAUGCAGAAAAUUGGGCACAGAGUAUUGAAGGUGAUAUGAGAACGAUAGCUACCGCUUUGGAGUACUCUUACAAAGCCAGCCAAGAUGCCCAUGGAUCGAAUGUUAAUUGAUUAAAAUAUAUUUAUUAUAAAAAAAGAAUUGUAUAUAUUAUAAAUUAAUGAUUAAUUAAAUAACUUCUCGAUUUUUUGAAAAUCAUU
Molecule: messenger RNA, 655 nt
Organism: Cotesia glomerata
Lineage: Eukaryota; Metazoa; Arthropoda; Insecta; Hymenoptera; Braconidae
Gene: Blos1
Product: biogenesis of lysosome-related organelles complex 1 subunit 1
Exons: 4
Coding region: 182-568 (128 amino acids)
Biological process (GO): endosomal transport
Cellular component (GO): BLOC-1 complex
Source: RefSeq, a predicted model, not a curated record